Aegilops tauschii subsp. strangulata is the source of this 878-nucleotide messenger RNA. RefSeq names its product rapid alkalinization factor. Gene Ontology annotation, biological process: calcium-mediated signaling. The record is from RefSeq and is a predicted model, not a curated record. Gene Ontology annotation, cellular component: plasmodesma. Lineage: Eukaryota; Viridiplantae; Streptophyta; Magnoliopsida; Poales; Poaceae.
CUCCUCUCCCGGUCUCCCUCCAUCUCCCUUUCUUUCUCUUCUCACCUACUGCGGCCGUCCCGCCAUUGCCAAUAUAACCCGCCACCCCGCCCGAGUCCCACGCACGCCCACAGCUCCACACAUCGCCACGGUCUUCUUGGUUCCUCCGUCCACAGGCUAGCCAGCCCCUCCGCUCCGCUCCGCCACCUGCAGCCAAAUGGCGAAGCUGCUGCCAGCCGGCGUCGCGUUCCUCCUGGCCCUCGCCGCGGCGGCGGCGCUGGCCCCGUCCCCGGCCUCGGCCUUGAAGGGAGCCGGCGGGCUGGGCCUCGGCGGCGCGGCGGCGGCCGUGGUGAUGCGCCGGGGCGGGCGGACGUGCCGGGGCACGGUGGGCGAGUGCAUGGAGUACUUCGGCGUGGACGGCGAGGGCGAGAGCGAGGUGGCGGCGAUGGCCGGCAAGCGGCGGGUGCUGCAGGACGGGUCCGGGUACAUCGGCUACGACGCUCUGCGGCGGGACAACGUGCCGUGCUCGCAGCGCGGGGCCUCCUACUACAACUGCCAGGCCGGCGCCGAGGCCAACCCCUACUCCCGCGGAUGCAGCGCCAUCACCCAGUGCAGGGGCUGAUUCAUUAAACCCUUCUUCAUUCCUUCUUACCUGCAUGCCUCAUCAAUUAGUACUGUUAUCUAUCUGUAUUCUGUAACGUAAUGUAAUUACAAGAAGAAGAUGAAACACUUCUUAUGAUGCUUGAUCAAUCACCACUUGCUGGUGUGAUCAAUCGUACCGUACGUACCACUGGAGGAGGCAUGGUUAAUUAUUGUGUCAUUUGUGCCUAUUUGGGUGAAAGUAAUUAAGCUCUGAUUUCGGUUGUGCCCAAUAAAUUUGUAGAGUCCUUUGGUACGUA